Molecule: messenger RNA, 6239 nt
Organism: Salarias fasciatus (jewelled blenny)
Lineage: Eukaryota; Metazoa; Chordata; Actinopteri; Blenniiformes; Blenniidae
Gene: iqsec2b
Product: IQ motif and Sec7 domain ArfGEF 2b
Exons: 14
Coding region: 561-5138 (1525 amino acids)
Biological process (GO): regulation of ARF protein signal transduction; actin cytoskeleton organization
Molecular function (GO): guanyl-nucleotide exchange factor activity
Source: RefSeq, a predicted model, not a curated record
GAGAUUUUUUUUUUUUAAUGCUAUUCUGUGUAUUUUACCCUCCAGGCAGCCAUUAAACGAAGCGGAUGCUCUGAGUAGAUCUUUAAAAAGCCUCAAUUAGAGAGUACUCUGUCACUUCGCCCCCCUGUGUGUUUUUUAAACCUUUUGCCUGAUAAAUUGACAUUAAUCAUGGUGCCCCAAACUCUUCGCCUGCUCUGUGCCGAUUGCAAAAUGACUUUGGCUUCUGGAAAUCGGAUAAUCACCAGCAUCAUGAUCUUAUUUCUGAGCUUUGAACUUUUUUUUGAUGCUCUGCAGCAUUUCUAAUGGCCACUAAGAUGCUAUAAUGCUUGUUUUUGCCCUCAUCUUUGAGGAUAUGUAGUCACUCUGAGUUUCUCAGCCCUUUCAUCUCCGUGACUUUCUGUUUCUGGACAAACGAAGCCCAUAGUCAAUCCUCACCAGAGUCCUCGCUGGUCCCUCCCUCCCCCCAACUCAUCAGGGCUGGUGGGGGGGGUGGAUCUCGGCCCCACGGGGUCAAAACUGUGGCUGGUGGUGGACUUACCCCCCGUGGAAGGGCUCCCACCAUGGAGACCAGCCCGGAGAGCCCGAACCGGGCCGUGGAGUACCUCCUGGAGCUCAACAACAUCAUCGAGAGCCAGGCCAAGCUCCUGGAGACGCAGCGCAGGCGCAUCGAGGAGCUGGAGGGCCAGCUGGACCGCGUCAGCCAAGAGAACCAGGACCUGAGGCAGGAGCGCAGGCCGCGCACGCCGGGGUCGGACGCCCCCGAGCAGAACCACAACCACAGCCAGCCCCUGUCCCUCCCCAUCCAUCACGGAGGAGGCGCCGGGGGAGGCGGCGGUGGCGGCGGCGGCAGCGGGAAUGGUAGCACCUCAACGUCUCAGGCAACGGCUGGAACCACCACGACUCCGGGGCCCAGCCGGGACCGGAGAGCCCACACCAGGCUGACCCGAGGCCUCUCCUGUGGCUCCUCCACCACGGAGCGAGACCGGCUGGAGCGCACUGACAGCACAGACACCAACACCAGUACCACCUUACGCCGAAAUGUGGAAGGGGAAUCCCCGUGUCCGGAGAGCGGCGCCCACAAAGACAGCCCCUUCAGCCAGUCGCCUUACCUCCGCGGCUCCGAGCGCUACACUGACAGCAGCGGCAGCGCGGCCCCCGGCUCCAGGGGCCCCUCGUGUGUGGCGGCCUCCAGCUCCGCCAGCUUGGCCUGGGCCCUGCGGACGCGCCACCAACCCGCAAGCCUGGCCCUCCGCAAGCAAGAGGAAGAGGAAAACAAGAGAUGCAAAGCCCUCUCAGACAGCUAUGAGCUGUCGACGGACCUGCAGGAUAAGAAGGUGGAGAUGUUGGAGAGGAAGUAUGGAGGCUCUUUUGUAAGUCGAAGGGCAGCGAGGACCAUUCAGACGGCCUUCAGACAGUAUCGCAUGAACAAGAACUUCGAGCGCCUCCGAAGCUCCGCGUCCGAGAGCCGCAUGACCAGACGCAUCAUCCUGUCCAACAUGAGGCUGCAGUACUCCUUCGACGAGCGACAGCCUCAGCAGCAGGCCCAGACACAGACCAACUUCACCCACAGCGUGGCCAUCGGGCCGCCUCACUCCCCCGACGUAGACCGCGCAGGAGACUACACCCACCUGGAGGACUCCUUCUCCAAACAGGUUAAGUCCUUAGCUGACUCCAUCGACGACGCCCUCACCUGCCGCGCCGUUCGCGAUGACUCCCAGGAGGGCAGCAGGGAGGGCGGAGGGAUUAGCGAGGACUUCGGGGAGUGUGUGUGGAGCAGCAGCAGCAACCCCUCGUCUCAGCGGGGGCUGGGAGAGCGAGGCCGGGGCGCCGGAGGGGGACUCAGCAUGCACGGUGACAGCACAGCCACCUCGUACAGCGACGUCACCCUGUACAUGGACGACGGCAUGCCGUCUUCCCCGCUGUCCCUCGACCGGGCCCCCAGCAGCACAGACACAGAGUACUGGGGCCCCGGCGGCGGCGUGGGAGGACGCGAGGACAGCCGGGACACGGAGGGAGGAGGCAGCAGUAACAGUCGGCGCAGCACCCCGUGCACAGAGUGCAGGGACUACCGUCUCAGGGGCGCACACCUGCCGCUCCUCACCAUCGAGCCGCCCAGCGACAGCUCAGUGGACAUGAGCGACCGAUCGGACCGCGGCUCUCUGACUCGGCAGCUGGUCUACGAGCAGGACUCCGGGGUAGGCGCAGGCUCCCCUCAGGGAACCCUCAAACACUCCCCCAACACCGGCACCCGCCCGUCGUCCACGGGGACGGCCCAGGGUCAGACCCGGGCCCCCGGCAGACCCCUGCCCACGCACAUCCCGCACCAAGUGGCAGCUCACCACCACCAUCACCACCACCCCAUCCACCACCACCAGUACCCCGACACGCCCUCGUCCUCCUCCUCGCCGCAGCAGCCCCCCACCACCCCGCUGUCCUCCUCGUCCUCCACCGCCCUGCCGCCCGGCGGCCUGGAGCAGCCGUGCUGCUCCGACGGCGACAACGACUCCCUCAACUCCACCACCAACUCCAACGAGACGGUCAACUGCAGCUCGGGCUCCUCGUCUCAGGACAGCCUGCGGGAGCCGCUGCCCCCCCUGGGAAAGCAGACCUACCAGAGGGAGUGCCGUCACAGCUGGGACUCGCCGCCGUUCAACAGCGACGUGGUCCAGCGGCGCCAGUACCGAAUUGGCCUCAAUCUUUUCAACAAGAAGCCAGAGAAAGGGAUCCAGUACCUGAUAGAGAGAGGUUUUGUGUCAGACACUCCUGUUGGAAUUGCUCGCUUCAUCUUGGAGAGAAAGGGCCUCAGCAGGCAGAUGAUUGGCGAGUUUCUGGGAAACCGGCAAAAACAAUUCAACAAAGAUGUAUUAGACUGCGUGGUGGAUGAGAUGGACUUCUCGGGUAUGGACCUGGACGACGCUCUGAGGAAGUUCCAGGCUCAGAUCAAAGUUCAAGGAGAAGCCCAGAAAGUGGAGCGGCUCAUUGAGGCGUUCAGUCAGAGGUAUUGUGUGUGUAAUCCAACCCUGGUCCGGCAGUUCCAAAACCCUGACACCAUCUUCAUCUUGGCCUUCGCCAUCAUCCUCCUCAACACAGACAUGUACAGCCCCAACGUCAAAGCUGAGAGGAAGAUGAAACUGGAGGAUUUCAUCAAGAAUUUAAGAGGCGUGGACAAUGGACAGGAUAUACCCAGGGACCUGCUGGUUGGAAUCUACCAGCGAAUACAAAAAUGGGAGCUGCGGACCAAUGACGACCACGUGUCCCAAGUCCAGGCAGUGGAGAGAGUCAUUGUGGGCAAGAAACCGGUGCUGUCACUUCCCCAUCGUAGACUGGUGUGUUGUUGCCAGCUCUAUGAGGUGCCUGACCCCAACAGACCUCAGAGGACAGGAGUGCAUCAGCGGGAGGUUUUUCUCUUUAAUGACCUGCUGGUGGUGACCAAAAUCUUCCAGAAGAAGAAAACCUCAGUGACUUAUAGUUUCAGACAAUCGUUCCCUUUGGUUGAGAUGCAAGUGCACAUGUUUCAGAACUCAUACUAUCCUCAUGGCAUCCGCCUGACCUCAGCAGUGCUGGGCGGAGAGAGGAAAGUUCUUAUCGUCUUUAUGGCGCCCAGUCAGCAGGACCGCACCCGCUUUGUUAGCGACCUCAGGGAGAGCAUCGCUGAAGUGCAAGAGAUGGAGAAAUACAGAGUUGAAUCGGAGUUGGAGAAACAAAAAGGUGUUAUGCGCCCGAGCUUGCUCACUGGAGGUGUGGUUGGAGGAGGCGUAGGUGUGAAGAGCGAUGUUGUGAAUGGCACUCUGGGAAGGACGAGUUUUGACGACAACUGCUCAGUGGGUGAAGGCCUGAAACGCACGGCGCUCAGCUCAUCUCUCAGGGAUCUAUCGGAGACAGGGAAACGUGGUCGCAGGAACAGUGUUGGUUCUCUGGACAGUACGAUGGAACCUGACGAUGCUUUAUUCUCUCAGGGCUCCAUCAUUAGCAGCCCGCAACCUCAUCAGCGCUACCCGAUGCCAGGUGUGCUGCCUGGCUGCUACGGAACAGAAGACUUCCGGCCUCAUCGCCCCAUCCUGAGCCCCGGGUCGGGGGUGGGGGGUGGGCCGGGGCAGCAACAUACCACUGCUGGGACAGGAGUUGGGGGAGUCUCCAGCAGUGUAGAGAGAGCAGGAGCGGGGAGCGGCCCUGGGGGGAGCAGCAGCAACAACAGCGGCUCCUUCCUGGGUUCCCUAUUCGGCAGCAAACGCGCCAAACCACCGGGGCCCCUUAUUCCACCGGGGCCACCCUACCCCGCACCUGUCCCCCCACCGACUACGGGAGGACCCCCUCCUCUCUCCCCUUCAUCUCUAUGCCAGUUGGAGGGGGGUUCCUCCAAGAUCCAGGCGCUGCACGCACAGUACUGUCACGCGGGCACCGUGCAGCCGCCGCCACCGUACUACCAUCACCAUCGCUACCACGUCCAAAGUGUCCCGUCACCUUUGCAAGGAGUGCCCCCGCAUACCCUCCAGAGAGGCCCGCUGCCCUGUCGUCCGCCGGUUGGCCUGCCACACACUACGCACCCGCAGCUGGCCCAUCUCUCCCAGCUCUCCCAGCAUGGGCUUCCGGGUCGCUACGCCAACAUGGUGGUCGGAUGUCCCCCCCCCCUUUCUCCUCUCUCCCAACACUGCCCGAACCCCCCGUUCGCCCUCUACCACGCGCAGCCCACACACUCUAUCAGAGGGGGCGGCGGCCCUGGUACCAAGCCUCCCCUCACGUUGUCACACUCCCACCCCCACCCCCACGCACACUCCCAAACCCACCCCGGACACGUGCACACACCACACCCAGCCAGCCACUCCACCCACCAAACACACUUUAUAUUCGGCACGCUGCCCCACAACCUGCCGUCCGCUACCGUCAAUGCGCAUCACGCAGCGUCCGCCGGCCCGUAUCUGCCCCAGUACCCUCCUCUCUCCUCCAUCCCCCCUCCCCCACCACACUCCCCUUUACCCCCCCCUUCGUCCCCCCUUACCCCUCUUACACCUCUCUCCCCUCACCCCCCCCAGCACCCCGGGCAGCCUCAGCAGGGGCCGCAGGUGACAGGGGCUGGAGCGACAGGUACAGGGGGCAGCUCCAAAUCCAAGCCUAUCAACCGGAUAAGUACCGUGGUCUGACCCGGACGUGGAGCUCCCGGAUCCAGAGGUCAGACGACAGGUCGGAGGAGGUGGGCAGGGCCAGGCCGAGAACCAAGUCGGCCCGCACGGAGAGCAACAGCAGCGGCUUCAGCGACAAGAGGAAACGCAGCCUGCUUCGACUCUGCUACUUCCACCUCCGUUUCCCACAUAUGUAGGUGAGAAGGCAGACGCAGCCAGGGUUAGAGAGGAACUCUGAACCAACACACACACACACACACACACACACACAUACACACACACAAAACACCACAUGAAAGCACACAUACUCCACACGUCUCCAAACACAAUCAAAAAAGUUUAUAGCCAUAUAAGUCAAGACGAAACUAAAUAUAUAUCUAGGUAUAUUGCCUAAGUUUUAAUUGUCUGAAGUCUAGUUGAGUCCGUAUGAGACUAUUUACAUGUACAGUACCAAGAUGUGAAAACGUGACACUGGAACAACAGGAGACCGUCUCGUAUCCACCUGCUUACAUGGGAGUGUAAAUAAAGACUGAACCACCGAAUGCAUUCCAGCGGAGUUUGGCAUUGAAGAACAGCAGAACGUUGCAAAAAAAAAUGUCCCUUGACUUUGCAAUAAUUUUACUUCGCUUCAUGAUGUCUCCGUCUAUUCUUGCAGGUUGACGCUUUGCUGACAGACAUAUUUUUUUUCUAAAGAAAACCUCAGAUCUGUUGCUUCGUCUUAAAUUUCUUAAAACCAGUGCACGGUUUCCUGACAGUCUUUUGCUCAAUGGUCUUUUACAUGUCGACAGGACUCACCAGGCUUUGUAAUGCAUUCUUUGUGGGGUAUGGGAAUUAAUGACACAAAUAAUAAUAUAUUUUGAAUGUUUCUGAAGCUUCUCGCUGUUUUACUCGAUAUUAUGAUAUACCUGCUAUGAGUAUGAUGAAUAUUGUCUAAUAAUUGUUUUGAUCAGUGAUUAAUUAUCAGCAGAUGUUUGUACAUGGUUAUAGAGAGUAUAUGCACAUAGGAAUUCCCUCAGUUUGCCAUAACCACUUGAGGGUUUUCACAUAUGUGAAGUGUGAUUUAUUUUCAUAGUACCACGUUUUCCAUUUAGUUCAUCUUUUAAUAAAAACAAUUACUGUUGG